AUGGUGGUGUUGAUGGACCCUCUGGAGGACCCUGAUGAUGUUCUUCGUGCCAAUCGCUCCAGAGAGAAAACCUACAUGUUUGACGUGGCGUUUGACUAUUCAGCCAGCCAGGAGGAGGUGUACAGAGCCACCACCAAAGGCCUGAUCGAGGGCCUCAUCUCCGGGUACAACGCCACCGUGUUCGCCUACGGACCCACAGGUUGUGGUAAGACGUACACGAUGUUGGGCACAGAUCAGGAGCCUGGGAUCUACGUCCGAACUCUGAACGAUCUGUUUCGUGCCAUCGAAGACACGAGCGACGACAUGACCUACUCUGUGUCCAUGUCCUACCUCGAGAUCUAUAACGAGAUGAUCCGGGACCUGCUGAACCCGGCCUCUGGGUUCCUGGACCUGAGGGAAGAUUCCAAAGGAGUGAUCCAAGUGGCCGGGAUCACCGAGGUGUCCACCAUCAACGCUCAGGAGAUCAUGGAGUUGUUGGUCAAAGGGAACAGGCAGCGAACUCAGGAGCCGACAGCGGCCAAUCAGACGUCGUCUCGUUCUCACGCUCUGCUCCAGGUCAGCGUGAAGCAGCAGAGCCGGAGCCCCGACCUGCAGCAAGAAGUGCGCUUCGCCCGACUCUUCAUGAUCGACCUGGCGGGAUCCGAGCGCGCAGCACAGACUCAGAACAGGGGUCAGCGUCUGAAGGAGGGAGCUCACAUAAACCGCUCGCUCCUCGCUCUGGGAAACUGCAUCAACGCCCUGAGCGACAAGAACGCUCCAAAGUACAUCAACUACAGAGACAGUAAACUCACCAGACUACUCAAGGAUUCUUUAGGAGGAAACAGCAGGACGGUGAUGAUCGCUCACAUUUCUCCAGCCUCGUCUGCGUUUGAAGAAUCCAGAAACACACUGACCUACGCCGACAGAGCCAAGAGCAUAAAAACACGAGUGAAGAAGAACCUCCUGAACGUGACGUAUCACAUCGCUCAGUACACGAGCAUCAUCACAGAACUCAGAGGAGAAAUCCAGAGACUCCAGAGGAAAAUCAGCGAACAAGAACGAAACAGACAGAGAUCAUCCGAUGGUGAUAUAAGAAUGAUCCAGUCGGAGGUGCAGGCUCUGUCCUCUCAUCAGUCCCGGGAGGAGGUGGAGCGCUGUCGGGAGCAGAUCCUCCAGACGUUCCGGGAGCAGAUGGAGAUCAGGAGGAGCCUGAUGGAGCUGGAGAACUCCAACCUGGACCUGCAGGUGGAGACGUCCAGAGAUCAGGAGGGACUUGUUUUGUUUUGUAGCUGGGAGCAGGAGCGCAGCCGACGCCGCAGGAAGUGGAAGUCUGAGCAGCAGAGAGAGAGCGACACGAAAGAGGAGAGAGAAACGAAAGAGGAGAGCGAGACUCGAGAGGAGAGCGAGAAGGACUCGGACAGCUCCGAGUCUGCUCCAGAAACAUCUGAGACUCUGGAGGUGUCCACAGCCCGAGAAAACCUGCUCCUGCUGAUGAGCGAGCAGAAGAGGAUCCACAAACAGAAGGCCGUGCUGGAGCGUCGUCUGGCUCUUCUCUGUGACCAGGCCCAGCGCACGGAGGAGCUUCUGCCUCAGAGGGUGAGCUGUGAGGGCCAGAGGCAGGUCCUGGGGCUCCUCUGCAAAGUCCACGAGCUGGAGCUGGAGAAGGCCGAGAUGCAGUCGUCCGCUCUGCUCAAAGACAACCUGCUGAGGAGGAAAGAACGCGUGGUCCAGCGCUGCGAGCGACACCGGCAGCUCUGCGACCAGAUCAUCCAGACACAGAGGAACUUUAUCCACGACCACAGUUUGUCGGUUCCUCCUCAGCUGCAGGAGCUUUAUGACGUUUAUCUGAAGGAGGCUGAUGAGAGGCGACUGGAGCGAGCGCUGGCCCUGGACACAGCCACAGCACGAUACAACAUCAAGGAGGGCUCUCUUCCGAAGAUCUCUCUCCCAGGCCACAGUCGGGACCAGACCCUGGACUUGGACUCGGAUCAGGAGAGUCUGAGGAACGUGAGGCUGGAACGAACCAGGAGACACACCCUGCCCCCGAUCCUCCCCGAGCCCGAGCUGGACAGUAACAGAGUUUUUAAAAACAGUCCUCAUGCCCAAAGGAUCAAAAACUCCUCCGUCGUGACUCCUCCUCCCAUCCACAUCAACGGCAAGAACAGAGAGCUGCAGCCUUUGGCCCCGGACUCGUUCCUGAGCUACAGUCUCCUCUCUCACAGCGUCAGCUCCCACCUGGACUCCUCCCCCGAGAGCAGCGAGACGGGGGCGGAGCUAACACACUCAGAGCGAGAGCAGAUCCUGCGCGGCGUCCAGAACAUCGUGGUCAAAGCGGCGCGGCGGCGCUCUCGGGCUCUGGAGGGCGACGUGCUGCGCUUCCCUCCCCCCUCCUCCCCCCUGGACGCCCACAAACAGAGGAGCGUCCUGUCCCUGAGCGCGGCCCCCCCCACGGGCCCCCCCCGCGCCGCCGACAGCCCAGCCCCGAGCUCGCCCACGCCACCUCCGACGACAACCUGUCCAGCAGCACCGGGGACGCGCCCCACCCCGGACCCAAGACCAGGACCAGACCCGGACCCGCCAAGAACCACACCCCCCGAGACGCCAGGGACAGCGAGGGGGAGGGCCGCCGCAGGAAGAGGAGGAGCCGCUCCUUCGAGGUCACGGGGCAGGCGCUUCCUCAGACGAAGUCGACGGCGGCUCAGAGGCUCCGCCCCCUGGACAGCACCUCAGACCCGCACCUCCACAUGGGCCCCGCCCCCCAGCGCUCCGAGCCCCGAGAGGAGGAGCCAGAGCGGGGAGAGGCCGAGGAGCGCACCCCCCCACGGACCUACACACAGGCCCAGACUCGGCUCCUCUGUCCAACCUGAAGAGAGUCCCACAACUCAGACCACAACCUCUGCUCUACAUCAGCUCCACCAACUCCCAGAGACAGAGGAGGAACUGAACCAGGACCGGACCAGGACCGGACCAGGACCGGACCAGGACCGGACCAGGACCGGACCAGGACUGGACCAAGACUCAAACUGGACAAAAACUGGACUGAAUCAAGACUUAAACUGCACUGGACCAGGACCAGACCAGGACUGAAUAAGAACCAGGACUGUGCCAGGACUAAACCCAGACUGGACUGGGGUCUGGGGAUAAACCAGGCCUGAACCAAGACUUAAACCAGACCAAAUAAACCAACACCAGCACUAAACCUGGACAUGAGGCUCAAACUUUUACAUCUCUUCAGCACAAAAACACAUUUAGUUGUUUUUAGAGAUGUUUUUUUGUUUUUUUUAAUCAAAGGUCUCAGAUAAAUAUGACGUCCUUCAGGCAAAGUUCUUAAAAACCGUUGUCUUCUGUGUUUGAUUCGUCCUUCAGAGUCUCUGGGUUAAACCUGCACUUGACUCAGACACGGGCAGAACAUGCAAACUCCACAUUAAACAUGACUUCAAAAACAGACCAAUAUCCUGGUUCUGGAUGAGUCACAUUCCGUGGGUUUGAGCGCGUUGCCUCCAGGACCGAGUUAAAGUUUAGAUUUUCAAUAAGAAACUUUUCUGAAACAUGUGGCUUCUUCUCGGUCAAAGCCUUUUUACGUGAACUGUUUUUAAAUCUAAGAAGCAAAGUUAUUUAACGAUUGCCUUUUCUUGCAUGUUACCAAAAUGUAAAAAUUGUUUUCGUAAUUAAGACUUUCUACGCUUUAUUUUGUACUUUUUUUAUUUGUAAACCAAACAUGAUUAAAUUAAGA
This is a messenger RNA of Boleophthalmus pectinirostris (great blue-spotted mudskipper), 3712 nucleotides long. It is a transcript of the gene kif19, whose product is annotated as kinesin family member 19. Bases 1 to 3066 code for a protein of 1021 amino acids. Gene Ontology annotation, biological process: microtubule-based movement. The record is from RefSeq and is a predicted model, not a curated record. Gene Ontology annotation, molecular function: ATP binding; microtubule motor activity; microtubule binding. NCBI's taxonomy places the organism in Eukaryota, Metazoa, Chordata, Actinopteri, Gobiiformes, Gobiidae. The transcript has 20 exons.